Chiloscyllium plagiosum (whitespotted bambooshark) is the source of this 2040-nucleotide messenger RNA. It is a transcript of the gene glipr2l, whose product is annotated as GLI pathogenesis-related 2, like. The record is from RefSeq and is a predicted model, not a curated record. NCBI's taxonomy places the organism in Eukaryota, Metazoa, Chordata, Chondrichthyes, Orectolobiformes, Hemiscylliidae. Gene Ontology annotation, cellular component: extracellular region.
CUGAGGGAGGGAGGGAGUGGCGCUCGGUGUGUCGGUGGGACGUGGCCAUCGCUCGGUCCUCGGGCUCCAUCCCGGAAAUGGCUGCCUUUUGCUCCUUAUAAGGCGCUGGCGGUGAGAGUGAGGUAACCAGCGGCUGCUGUAUAACAAAUCCCUCAGCAACUCUCAACAAGAGCUCCAGCGAGAAGCUUAACAUGGGCAAAUCAGCUUCCAAGGAGUUUUCCCGUGAAGUUUUAAAAACUCACAACGAUUAUAGGAAGAAACAUGGUGUUCCGGGAUUGCAACUUUGCAGCAAACUCUGUAAAAAUGCCCAACAAUACGCGGAGGUUCUGGCCAGCACUCGGGUCCUCAAACACAGCCCGGAGUCCAGCCGCGAGCAGUGUGGAGAGAACCUCGCCUGGGCAUCGUAUGACCAACCCGGUAAGGAGGUGUCUGAAAGAUGGUACAGUGAGAUGAAGAAUUACAAUUUUAAUUGUCCUGGAUUUUCCUCGGGUACAGGUCACUUUACAGCAAUGAUCUGGAAAGGCAGCAGGAAGCUGGGAGUUGGGAAGGCCUCAGCCUCCGAUGGCUCAACGUUUGUAGUCGCUCGAUAUUUCCCAGCUGGCAACAUCACAAACCGGGGCUAUUUUGAGGAAAAUGUUCUGCCUCUGAAGAAGUAAAUUUCUAGAAUUUGAAAAGGACUGUGGAUUCCAUCAGUAGUAAAGAAAGAAGGAUAUGAACUCUUGGACAUUCACCUUUAUCAUUUAUCACCCAAUGAUUUGAUCCUGCAACAUCUUCAUCGUACAUUUCCUUAUAUAAUGCUUAAAAGGUCUUGUUUCUGAUAAACCUAUUGUGCCUUAUUUACAAAUUACAAAACAAGCCAACCAUUUGAAACCAGACAGAAUGAAAAGCCAGCCUACUGUAUGUCACUCUCUGCUGCUGCACAACCCCUAACUACCGGUGCUUUGUGUAAAAAUAACUUACUGCAGUGGGUGGCAAUUUAGGGCUGGAUGAAACAUGAUUUUCAACUGAGCACAUUAUCCUUCUGCAAUCUCACCAAGAUCUCAGGCUGUCAGAGCAUGCAGGUUACUCUUAGUAAUUCAGCAAGUCAUUUAUGUAUUCUACCCUUCUUAGUCGUUAGAUGGACAUUUCACUUGAAGGCCUAUGACACACAUAUUCACUGUAGCCCCACGUAUUAUUGGGGAAAAAGGGAAAGCUAUCACAGCUUAGACAAACCUUGAUCUCAGCUACAUCAGCACAUCUUCAGCUCCAGCUGGGAGCAGGCAUGGUGAUGAGGAAUGCUUUGAUUCUUCUGAGGCAAAAUGUAGCAUCUUGGUGCAAUCUGUCCCUGUUCCUUCUAAGAUCAGAUUACUCCCCAGAGAGUCCCAAAGUGGGGAUUGCAGGCUGCAGGUUCUCGCUGCCCAACCUGUUAGUCCAAAGAGGAGCAAGGUUGUAUUUAAUUUUUGAAAAAAGAUUAGAUAUGAUGGUGUUGAUUCUAUAGUGUAAAAUAUAAUCCACCAUUUCAAAAAAUGAAAUCAACACCGUUUACAGUUUUAGUGAGAAUCCAGAUGGCUGUGUUACAGAGAUGUGUUGGCUCUUGAAGCAGCAAUGGGAGCAGAACCAGAAGAGUUUUAGAAGCCAACCACAUGCUUUAAGAUAAUCCAAAUGUGUUCUCAGACUUCAGGUAGAUAGAGUGACACCUUAUCCUUAGUUUGAGAAAAAACACAUGCAAAUGUAGUUCAUAUUUUUGAUACCUGCUGUGUUUCCGACUGACCACUGAUAUUCUCCAGCAAAACAAACCAAGGACUAAACUAAGCAGUGGAAUUAAUGUGAAUGGUGGCAAUCAUAAAAGAACUUCAUAUGUUUUCCAUUUCCAACUACAAACUACCUAAAGAGGGAUUCAAUUCCAUGUAGUACUCUGGGACUCCAGUUAAUAAGUAACAAAGAUCACUCAACCAGGAAAAGGAAGUUAAAAUCACAGAACCCCUACAGUGUGGAAAUAGGUCAUUCAGCCAACAAUUCUGCACUGACCCUCCGAAGAGUAACCCACCCAGACGCAUACCC